Messenger RNA from Paramacrobiotus metropolitanus, 2534 nucleotides. RefSeq lists its product as uncharacterized. The coding region runs from base 207 to 1853 and encodes 548 amino acids. The transcript is spliced from 3 exons. The record is from RefSeq and is a predicted model, not a curated record. NCBI's taxonomy places the organism in Eukaryota, Metazoa, Tardigrada, Eutardigrada, Parachela, Macrobiotidae.
GAAUUUUCUAACUUCUCUGAGUUUUCUCCUUUUAACUUUGUUCAGUUUGUUAGAUUGAUUGAUUUAAUUUCGAGUAGCCAAGCCCGUAAACGGGGCUCUCACAUAUCCUUAUCCGUUGAAGAACAUCGAAUAUGCUAGGCUAGUUAAGUCACCACAACUCGUUAAACACCAGUAAUACAUGCGCUAGAGAAGCAACACGCUGGAGAAUGCUUGGCAAGUUUAAUCCCCUGACGAAAUCACACUAUCUCCUGAAUCUGGGCAGGCUAAUCCAAACAGCUGCCCAACCAUUUUGCCUUCGUUCAGCCAGUGGGCAGAGGAGAUUUUGCGGAGAUGCUGUUGUCUACGCGCCAUCGACGGCAACGGCUACGGCAAACGCCAGCAGCGCUGCGUCCGUGGCCAACCAGACUGCUGCCAGCAACAUGCUCUGCGAUCAGCUCAUCGCCUCCGUUCGCGCCUCCAUCGUGCCAGGCUCGCGCGUGUCCUGCGGUGUGUGCCGUGUGCCGGCCGCGGCGUUGACGCUGUAUUACGGGAAAGACCGUAUUGCCAGACGGAUUUCAAUGCAGCGCGCCACUCCCGAUGAGCUGGAACUGCUGGCCGGCGCCUGUGAUCCCGCUGAGGAUGUGCUGGACGCGUCCUGCCACACAGCGGGCCAGCUGGAUGUGGACGCUUUCGCCAGCAAACUGGACGUGGAGCAGGCGGGGCUGCUGCGCUGCAUCAGCAUAGACCUGCUGUCGGAACAGCAGCGCAGCCAGACCAAUACCAUCACAGCGCAACUCUCCCACAUGAGGGUCUACAGGACAGGCGGCUUCUCCCAGCCUCCCCCGACUAUACCGCGCGGCGCCGACACGUUCGGCUCCCUGAUCGUCGUCUUCCCUACCCUCCACACGGGUGGCGCGUCGGUGCUGCGCUGCAGCGGCCGACAGUGGCGCUUCGACGCGGCCCAGGCGCUGGCCGCUGCGCAGCAGCCCUCCAUCGCCUUCAUGGCCUUCCGCGGCGGUGUCCAUCACCAGAUGCUCCCGGUGGAGAACGGCCACCGUGUCACCCUCACCUACAACCUCGCCCUGACGCCCGCGACCCUCCCAGACGUCGUCGGCAGCCAGACCGCGGUCGACAGCGAGACCCUGGUCCGCGACACCUUGACCCAGCUACUGGCCGAGUCCAGUUUCUUACCGAAGGGCGGUCUCCUUGGCUUCGGACUGCAGUAUCCAUAUCCGCCGGCGUACCCGCAGUGCCCCGACUACCGUGAGCGGGAGAAUAGUAUCGGAAGAAUGAUGGGUUAUCUGCAAGGCCGCGACGCCAUGGUCAAGCGGGUGUGCGAGGCGCUCUCGCUGCCCGUCCGUCUCAAGCUGUGCACCCAGGGCGAGCUGCGCCUGCGGCGCCACCCCGGUCGCCCGCGGGAGCAUUUCCCAGGGGCCGUGCUGACGGAGCGUGUCAUGCAGUUCGAUGUUCUCUACGAUUUCGACGACGAUGAGGAGCUGUUUGAUCUGAUGGCGGAGGAAGAAGGGGCGAUUGUACUGUUGCCCGAGGAGAUUGAUCCGUACGAGCUGGAUGAAGAGGAGGAAUACCUUCUCGCGGACAAACUGCGGGAACGCGUCGCGAAGAUCCAUUGGAUUACCGAGCUGACGCAGCACAACGUCACCCGGACGCCGUACGCCAUGCGGGAUCACAAGCGGGCGUCGUAUGAGUACUGCAGUGGGACCAUGUGUCUGGUGGCGGCCGUUGGCCCGGCCGGUGACCGACAGGCGGUGUUCCGGUCUCCCUCGUCAUCGUUGGACGAGGGGCCCGAUGGGUCGCAUGCCGAUGCCGAUGGACGAACCAGUCGGGACUUGUUUGCGCCCGCGUUAUCCAAUUAGGCUGCGAUCAUACUACCUGUGAAGCGAGAAGCGGCUCACGUAAAGCGACAAAGUCUUUUGAAGGAUUUCAACGUAUUGCGCCGUGGUGCAGUGGUACUGCCUACGCGGAUCUAACGACGUACUAACGACGCAUUAGCACUGCACUAGGCCCACUCGACACGCACUUUGAGUUCUGUAAGAUACAUGUCCGGAAGUUCUGUAACGUUCUGACCACACCCCUCACCGUUGAUUGGACGCUCGAGUUCAAGGUGUUCGGUAUCUGAAAGGAACUCUCCCGGCUCCGUUACGAUGCAGAACUCGCAUUUCUCACCAGAAGUGCAGGUCGAUCUCACCAAGUGUAUUAACAAAAUAUUUUCCCUUGCUACCCUUAAACCCCAACAUCUUUUCUGGUUUUCACAUUGUCUUUUUCGAACUUUCUUGGAAUCACUAACGCCUGGCUCAAGGCGAUCCGCGCUCUAGGCAAACACAUUCUUCGGAUGCUACUGUAGCGAUAGAAGUUGUACAACCAUAAGACCACCCAGUUAUGAUUCAUCAUUGCGUUAUGAAUUUUUGUCCAUUUUACCGGCUAGCUGUUCUUCUUCACAAUUUCUAGAAUUCAGUCUUGCAUUCCCUUGUUACAGCUUGAUCAGCUAGGUAAAUUCUUGCCUAAACCUUGCUCCUUGUCAUGCAUUGUUCUUGUCA